AUGUUCGGGAUUCAAAUUGGAGAUACAGGGCCUCCAAUAAUAUCUCGGAGGCUUACACUACUAAAAUUUGGUUUCGUCUCAUGUAUUCCUCAACUCACGACAACUCAUUGCUGCAGCUGA
Molecule: messenger RNA, 120 nt
Organism: Colletotrichum orchidophilum
Lineage: Eukaryota; Fungi; Ascomycota; Sordariomycetes; Glomerellales; Glomerellaceae
Exons: 2
Coding region: 1-120 (39 amino acids)
Source: RefSeq, a predicted model, not a curated record